Molecule: messenger RNA, 2526 nt
Organism: Closterium sp. Naga37s-1
Lineage: Eukaryota; Viridiplantae; Streptophyta; Zygnematophyceae; Desmidiales; Closteriaceae
Source: the annotation of a GenBank genome assembly
AUGAGCGCGUCUGGUCGAGGCGUCAGAGGGGACUUGGAAGCGGGGCCUGAACCAGGCACGAAUUCGGGUCUCGCUUCGGGAUUCUCGUCAACCGCAGGAUGGUCGGUGCCGUCCGCCGUCGAUAUGCGAUGGAGAGCACCAGGCGGCCAAUCGUCAGGUUCCAGUAACGGGGCCUUCACGGGGACGAGCGGGCUGUCGAUUCAGUCUGGUGGUGCACCACCAUCCACCCAAUCCGGCUUCCCAUUCUCACAGCCGCAGUCCGUUGGACUCUCAGGGUCGGGAGGCCAGGGGUCCGUUGCAGCGAGGGAGUUGAUUGUCAAUGUUCAACCGCUCGUCUUCAUCCUCACACUCAUGUUUCUCCUCAUGCUGCUCAGCUUCCCUCAGGCUUCAGAGUUUCUGCUGUGGGUGUUCAUCGGAGCGUUUGUAGCAGCCAUGCUGCGAGGUCUCUCCCUCUACCGCCAUCUCGCCGACCAAGCCAGAGCUCAACGAGCCUUUGCCCGCCUCCUCGGCCUUCCCCCUUCCUCCACCUCCUUUCUCCUCUCUAAUCCAUCUGCGCUCGCCUCCCCUUUCCCCCCCUUUGGGCCGCCGUUCUCGAGUCUUCCCUUCCAGCCUGCAAGGGAUGCUGCAGUCCCUCUCUCCGACCUCCCCUCCUUCCCCUCUCUCUCCCCCUUCCCCGCCUUCCCCUCGUCCCUCUCCCCUUCCAUCUCCCCGUCCUCAUCCUCUGGAAACCUCAGCCAAUCCACGUCAGCAGCAGCGGCUAGAUCAGCAUCCGCAUCAGCUCCAGCUGGAGCUGAGUCAGCGGCAUCUGCUUCUGCCGCCCAGCGUAUGCACAUGCAACAGCCACAGGCACAGGCACUGUCAGAGCUCGGUGGGGAGUGGUUUGGAGUGGGGGAGAGGGGUGGAAGAAUGGAGGACGGGUCGUUGCUUGCUGCAAGAAUAGGGUCGCUGGUACGAGCACAGUUCGGGCAGCUAGGUGCUUCUCGACAGCAGCAGCCAGGGCAGCAGCUGCAGCAGCAGAGGCAGCAGCAAUCAGGGCAGCAGCAGCAGGGGCAACAGGAGGAGGGGGGUCGCAUGUGGUUGGAGCACCAGGCGCAGCUGCGGCGGUUGCAGCGGCACCUGGGGUUGCAGCUGGCGCUCAUGCACCGAGAGCUGCAGGCAUCAGACUACGACCUGCUGCGUGCGCUGGAUGCAGACAACGCUCCGUCCGUCCCUGCCCUGAGCGACGUCGAGAUUGCUCGCUUGCCUGCUUUCCCAUACAAGCCAAAGAGGAGUCGAUCUGUGGCUACAACGCCAAGCCAACUGCCCGAUCUGCAAGCACCAGCUAGUGCUGUCAUGAGUGUCUCGGAAGGAAUGACCACAGCCCAGUGUGGUCAGCAGCAAGACAAAAGGGUCCUCGCUCUCGCGGAGGCGCCCUUCCUGAUGGAUAACCCUGAGACCGCCAAGCUCUUCCCGGCGGACGCCAUUGCUCGCGCUAAGAAGUACCUCUCCUUCACGACAGGCGGAAUCGGCGCAUACAGCGACUCCCGCGGACUGGCGGGCAUCCGCAAGGAGGUGGCGGAGUUCAUCGCCAAGCGGGACGGCUUCCCCUCUGACCCCGAUAAGAUAUACCUCACGGACGGCGCCAGCAAGGGAGUGGAGCGCAUGCUCAAUGUGCUCAUCCGGAACGAGAAGGACGGGAUCCUGUGCCCCAUCCCGCAGUACCCCCUGUAUUCCGCGUCCAUCGCGCUGCUGGGCGGCACGCUGGUGCCAUACUACCUGGACGAGAGCCAAGGCUGGGGGCUGGACAUGGCGGAGCUCAAGCAGUCGUGCGAGGACGCGCGCAGCAAGGGCAUCGAGGUGCGGUGCCUGGUGUUCAUCAACCCCGGCAAUCCCACGGGCAACUGCCUGUCAGAGGAAAACCUCAAGGAGCUCGUCAAGUUCUGCGUCGACGAGCGCCUCGUGCUGCUCGCGGACGAGGUGUACCAGGAGAACGUGUACCAGGACGAGCGCCCCUUCCUCAGCGCCAAGAAGGUGGCGAUGAGCAUGGGCGAGCCGUACGCGUCGUCACUGGAGCUCGUGUCCUUCCACACAGUCUCCAAGGGCACGUUCGGGGAGUGCGGGCAGCGCGGCGGGUACAUGGAGAUCUUCAACAUCGACGAGGGUGUGUGCCAAGAGCUCUACAAGAUGUCGUCCAUCAGCCUCUGCCCCAACCUGUGCGGCCAGCUCAUGGUGGGCCUCAUGGUGAACCCCCCGGCUCCUGGUGACGCCUCAUACGAGGAAUUCACAGAGGAGAGGAGCUCCCGCCUGGCCUCUCUGCGGCGCCGGGCGCACACAGUCACAGAGGGGUUCAACAGCUGCAAGAACAUAACCUGCAACUUCACAGAAGGCGCCAUGUACUCCUUCCCUAGGAUCAACCUGCCUGAGAAGGCCCUGGAGGCCGCCAAGGCAGCAGGCAAGGCGGCGGACGUGUUCUACUGCCUGCGGCUGCUGGAGGCCACAGGCAUCACUGCCGUGCCGGGAACUGGUUUCGGGCAGAAGGAAGGGUGA